Molecule: messenger RNA, 1032 nt
Organism: Caenorhabditis auriculariae
Lineage: Eukaryota; Metazoa; Nematoda; Chromadorea; Rhabditida; Rhabditidae
Source: the annotation of a GenBank genome assembly
AUGGCUCCACGAAGUGUUCUGGUAACUGGUGCCAACCGCGGCAUCGGCCUCGGUCUGGUCACGACUCUUCUGCAGAACGAGAAGAUUGAGAUUAUCAUCGCAGCGUGUAGAAAUCCUGGAGAAGCCGAAGUUUUCGGAUGCACAAUUUUUUUUUUGAAAUGAACUAUUAUAUAGGAGCUGAAAGCGAUCAAAGACAAUCGUCUGCAUCUUGUCAAACUCGACGCCAUUUGUGACAAAUCCAUCGAGGCAGCUUUCAAGGAGGUUCUUUUUUUUCCAGUGUAGUUUCUCUUUUUUUUAUGCAAAUUGUCGAUUAGAAUGAAUAACUGUGAGAUGAUCUGAAAUAACAGAUUUCUAUUUUGCUUCACAAGGUACGGUACUCUAGGUCGAGAAGUUGGUCGGAGAGAAAGGCCUCAACCUGCUGAUCAACAACGCUGGAAUUUACGUGAAGUAUCCGAUCGACGAGCCGCCGAAAAGACAAGAACUUGCCCGCCAGUUCGACACCAACACCUUCGGCGUCGUCGUCAUCUCUCAGAUUUUCCUACCCCUUCUUCGACGAGCCGCUGUUGCUCUUGGCGGCGAUGACGUCAGUGUCGACCGAUCCGCUAUCGUCAAUAUUUCUUCGGGAGCUGGUUCCAUCGGAAACAACGAUCGAGGAUCAACUCCAGUGGGCCUGUUGGCUUAUCGCAUGAGUAAGGUAAUAACUUUGAUUCGAAGUGUGCAUACUUUUUUUAGAGUUGUGUUUUUGUUCAAAAUUAAUAUUUUAGUCGGCUCUGAAUCAGUUCGGAAAAACGUUGUCGAUCGACUUGACCGGUGAUCACAUUCUGGUGGCGUCUUUCUGUCCUGGAUGGGUUCAGACCGACAUGGGCGGACAGAAAGCUGAACUCACGGUUGGAGAUUGUUGGGUUCAUGGAAUAAAUAUAUUUUUUUCAGUUGGAAGAUUCCAUGCGAGAACUGGUGCCCAGCAUCCUGCGGCUUCAGAAGGAACACUCUGGCGGCUACUUCAACCGCAAUCUCCAACCUAUCCCCUACUAG